Messenger RNA from Monopterus albus (swamp eel), 4531 nucleotides. RefSeq names its product interleukin-17 receptor E (gene il17re). The transcript is spliced from 17 exons. Lineage: Eukaryota; Metazoa; Chordata; Actinopteri; Synbranchiformes; Synbranchidae. Bases 328 to 2625 code for a protein of 765 amino acids. The record is from RefSeq and is a predicted model, not a curated record. Gene Ontology annotation, molecular function: interleukin-17 receptor activity.
CUGCUGUUGCCGAGGCUUUGGUAAGAGGCGGUGCUGAUGUGGCCCUGAUUAUUCAUGCAAUUUUCUAAACAAACGCCCAAGUGUUUUAGUUAAGUGCACGGCCUGGGAGCCUGAGAAACAAGUAGGCUGUGUGCGGUGGGUAAGAGACACCGUUCAUGCGUCUGUCGUUUCCCCCGGGUGUUCACAAACAGCACCAGUCUGAGGAAUCUCGGCACAACUUUACGCUCUUACCAGCAAAAACCGGCUACAUGACCGAGCGAAUAAACACCCCGCACGACAUCCUGGCUUUUAAUUUUGGGAAUAUUUUAUAAUUUGGAUAAAUAUUCGAUGUUUAAAAUGCGUCUUGGCACCGCGCUGCUAUUUCUCACCGCAGUGGUGUCUCCUCUUCUGCUGGAAUGUACCCCAACAUGUCAGAUGGAAAAUCUAAAUGGACAUGUUGAAGGAGGCUGUUCUGUCAAACUGACCCCAGGCCCUGUCCAGCUUCCUAAUACUUCCCACUCUUAUUCUCAAUGUGUCACUGUCCGUGUUUGGAUGACGACUGAUGACUUAUGUAGGGGCCCCAAGAUUGAAAUCCAUUCAUCAUUUGUAGAGAUAUUUAGCCCAACCAUGAACAAAAAGAAAAAGUGUAGCAAGAGAAAUCUUCAUACACGGGUAAAGUGCGUCGCACAGCAGUCGACACAUGGAAACACCAGUGUUACCAUGGUAGGAAUCACCAGUGUUACCAUGUGGGUGUUUAUGCAUAAAUGUGUCAAGGCUGAAGCAGGAAGCACUGUUUCCGUGACCUACAGUACAGCAUCAACAAGCUGCAGUGACAGUUACACGGUGCGAGAUCCCGUACCAGACUUUAAUCUGUCUGUGACUCCAUUGUCUAAAAACAUCACUGUAACCGUGGAGCCUGGGUACAAAGUGUACGCCCGAUGGUGUUACAAUACAAAUGGAGCCAUCUGCUUCGGUGGCCUCGGUGGGCCACGUUGCCUCUAUACUAUUGAUCCAUCUCAGUCUCAGUCAGCUCAUCUUAGCAUCCCUUUCCUGCUGCCCUGUCUGUGUGUGGAGGUAUUUUACACAUACAGAGAUGCCCGACGUAAUAAGAAGUGUCCAUUUCAAGAUGAACGACUUGCUGAUGUUGCAGAUGUUUGGCUCUCCUCUAAUGUCACACUGUAUGAUUCAAGUGUGAUUUGGCACUCGCUAUGUCCUGCCAGUGACCUGAAGAUCUCUGCCUCCCUCUGCUGGAGGCAACACGAACAGCUCUGCACACCUGUACUCAACUCCACGCUGAAGGGUCAAGAAGAUGGAACAAGCCUGAUAUACAACACAUCAACAGUGGACAAACACCCUCAGAUGUGUGUGCAGUUUUUUCAUCAAGGCAGAUAUAAUAUCUCAUGUCCCUUCGAGGCUGAUAUGUCUUCAUGGGAGGUGGCUAUUACACUGGGCAGACAGAGUGUGUUUGUGUCGCUCUCCUCUUCUGUCCCAGCAAUGUUCUCGGCUCAGUUGUGCGUCCUUAAUGAGAUGGGAUGUGCGCCCACGGGGCCAGUCAGCACACUAACAGUGGAGGGGAGUAUGACUGAAGCAAGGAUCAAUGUGCUUCCUCACCAUCUUGUUCUGAAGCCGUGCGUACAGGUGUGGCAGUCAGAUCCUGCUUUUCAUGGAAGAAGAAUUCUGUGUCCAGACUACACGCGCAACAGAUGUGGCUUAUACACAGUGGUAGCUUUGAUAUUUGUGAUUAUUAUUGCACUGCUGGGACGUUUCAUUCACCAGCUCACCCAGAGUGGAGCUGCAGGUUGGCUGUAUAUCCAGAAGCCAGUGCUGCUGGUGUGCUCAUCGGAGCAGUCAGCCCAUGUCUCUGCUGUGUGCACAUUAGCCUCAAUCCUGCAAGAGGAGCUAAGUGCCACAGUACACUUAGCCCUUUGGGCCCAAAGCUCACAAAGGCAGGCUGCGGCUGAGACAGGGACUGCAGUGGCAGAUCUGGGUCCUCUUCCCUGGCUCUACGGGCAGUGGGAAGUAGUGCGUAAGGCACAAGGGAAAGUGCUGAUUAUUUGGAGUCCUGAGGCCAAGAAAACCUAUGAGAAGCAGAGGGAGGAGAGGUCAAACAAGGAUAAGAAAGACAGCAACAAAGCAGAUGUGAGACAUGUGAAAAUCAGAGUAUGUGUGGAAGAGGAUUAUAAACUAGAUAGAAAAAGACUGGUUAAAUGCAAAAAAGAAAAAGUGACAGGAACUGACUGUAUUAAAUUAUAUGAUGAUGAAAACCGGUACCCACAGAAGGCGCCCUCUGCAGUGAUAACACCAGUGUUUGCAGCUGCUCUUUGCUGCCUAGAGGGGUCACUGCAGCAGUGCAAAGGUCAAGGAGUUGCUGUUGUCUAUUUUCAGGGCCUUGGCCACAGCAGGGACAUCCCAAAGGCCCUCAGAGGUAUCCCUCGCUAUUGCUUACCGCAGGACUUCAGGGGGUUAAUACAGGAGCUGGGAGGGAUGAGGAGACAGGCAACAACUGGUAAAGCUAGAUGGCACUGCUGGCCCAGACUCUUGACUAAAGUCUUGUCAAUAUGGCUGGCACGACGGCUCGCCUACAGGCUCCAAACACUGCUGCCUCAAAAUGCAGGGGCCGUCACAUCAGAAAAUGACAUCAGCUAAGACGGAGCAGGCUCAAGUUGCCACUGGGAGUUCAUGUUGCAGAGCCAUGGACUAUACAAGAGCAUGAAUCUCUCCAUGAGCGGCCAUAGGCAGCAAAGAGGCUUGAAUCUAAAGUUUCACGUGUCUGUCAGGGACAGAACUUUUGUUGCGCUGGAAACAUGAUGCGUACUCGAGACACAGGAGCUGGUGUUCCAUUGUGAGCACUUCAGAUCCCGUCACUCACUAAGAACUAUUCAUUACUUGACACCAUGUCAAAAAUGUCUCCACCUCUUUUGCAUAUCAAGACAGAGCCUCUUUAUGUUGCUCUCAUGACUGAAGCCACGGUGAACACCUGUCUUGUAAAUAUGUUAACUGCUAUGAAAAUGUAGUUGCAAAUCAUACCUCACUUUCUCUUGAAAACUUUUAAUGUUUGAAAGUGCUGUUAAAGCACAGGUGGCAAACUGUACUACUGCUGUUGACAGGAACAAAUUUGCAUGGGAGUCUUUGCUGUGUGGUAUUUGUCAUGUGUUCAAACUUUUUACAUCUUUAUUCUGAAAUAUUUUGAACCAUUGCAAGUCUACCGCUGUCUGCAGCCCUAUAAUUAAAUAUUUGUACACGUACUACCUCCUAUAUUCACUCCUGUACAGUUACAAUAUAUACAGUCAGUGAUUGUUUUCCCCUCGGAUAUACUACAUUUAUUCAUCCAGCAAAUAGUAGCCUAUUGAACAGUUGACUGAUGGUCAAGGCUAAACUGCUUUUACUGUAAGCUGUUUAUCAGCGUUCACAGUCUGUAUUUUAUAACCUGUAUAUGUUUUUCUUAAAACCGUUUUGCAAAUGAGUUCACUGAAAAACCAUGAUGUUGGCAAGACACCAGUAUUCUUAAGCUGCUUGACAGGGUUUAUCAGGAAGUAAAUUGUCAGUUGCAGUGCUUUACACUGUACGCUGAAACAACACAUCCCCCAAAACAUUGAGUGCAGCGUGUAAACGUUAGCUCUGGGACAGUAAGAAGCUGUGAUGUUGACACUGAGUUCACGCAGACAUCUUCCAUUUUUAAUAGGCUGACAUACAUUUUCAUUCGUUUUAUUGAUCUCUUUCUGAAAUGUAACUACAGUUAUCAAAUAAGUGUAGUGAGUAAAAAGUACAAUAUUUUAUUCUAAAAUUUAGCAAAGUAUAAAGUAGACAGAUCUCAGAAUUGUACUUAAGUACAGUGCUUGAGUAGGUGUUACUUUCCAACUCUGUAUAAUUGUAUGUUCACACUGGGCCACAUAAUUAUGAAAACUACCAAAUGGGUUUAAGAUCCACGAUGCACAGACUAACACACAGUUAGAACAGGUGUUAGAGCUCUAGUUAAAGAAUAAUACAGAUCCUAAUCUACAGGGGUGGACGUCAUUCGCCCUGUUCACUUAGAAGUUAAUGGUUAAACAUUAGCACUCCAGCUGAAAACAUUCAAGUAGCAAACUGCUAUAUUAAUAGCAACUGGGUGCAAAGGUGGUCUAGAAUUAAUAGGAGAACCCUGUAACAAAAUGGUAACAUGUACAAUUCCUGCACCAAUAUGUUAAUCGUCAGCAAUGUGCAAUUAUGCAAUUCACUGAACCAGCACCCACUUCGACCUGGUAAGAGUUUCAUGCACAAAAAUAACAUGAGAUGAAGGCACACUGCCAUGAGGCCCUUCACUUUCUUCACUGUUCCCAUCACCCUGACCAUAUUUGACAUUUCACCUUUUCAGCAGGUUUAUUAUUAUUACAAACUGGCCUACUGUAUGUUUACUUUAGCAUCUGAAUUUCGUUUGGAAUUCACCAGUAUAGCAUCUGCUAACAGCCCAACCCCUGAGCUGUCAAUCACUUGCAAGGAUGCGUAGAAAAAAAAUCACAGGAGCGCGACAACAAACAAGUCCUCCAACAUAAACCACUGUAGUCUUGUCACGACA